GAAUGCUGAAGUAUUUGGGCUUGAGCCGAAGUAAGCAUGGAGUUCAGUAGCUGCCGCUACACCUGUGAUUAAAUCGAAUUUCGUUAACAUGGUUUUUUUUUUACACGGAUUUCUAUCUGUCACAGGAUCAUGUAGAUUGAGAUUAUAAAGUCUAUGAAAGGAUAGAGCAAGACCACAAACUGUAUAAACUUCACUGCUGUGAGCUAGCGAGGAAGUGUGUUGCACAUUAAACGUUAUAAAAGGUAAUCGAUGGGGAAGAAGAGAGCCAAAGACCGAGGCAGGAGUCCUAAAGAAGACAGGGACAGCUCCACAGACCUGACGGGUGUGACAUGUACGCAUAUCCGUAAAGGAACAGACCCGAGCUGGCUGAGGAAGACGAGCCUGGACAAGAGCUGGGAUUUGUGUGAAGCAUGUGAGACAUGUGAGCAGAAGAAAGAGUCUGAGAACGAAGAUGCACAAGAAACGCCAGCGAUAUGGAUGUGUCUCAAAUGCGGACACAGAGGUUGUGGGAGGUUCUCAGAGAACCAACACGCCAUUAAACACUACGAGACGCCGCGUUCAGAUCCGCACUGCCUGGUGCUUAGCCUGGACAACUGGAGUGUGUGGUGUUAUAUCUGCGAUGACAAUAUCUACUACUCCAACACAGGACAACUGGCUCAACUCAUUUCCAACAUCAAGAAACAAAUGCAGGGUGAAUCCAAACCCAAAACUGCCACUAGGAAAGCAAAAGAAGAGAACACUUCAACUGAGACUGUUCAGGAAGACGACGCUGAAAAAGAGCAAGAAAAUAAAGAAGAGCAAAAAGAAAACAAGAAGUGUGUGAAGCAAAAUGGCCAAGAAACAGGAUCCCUCACGGUGCCUGUGCGAGGCCUCAGCAACCUCGGCAAUACGUGCUUCUUCAAUGCUGUGCUGCAGAAUCUGUCGCAGACUUGGCUUCUGCGUGAACUCCUCAGUGACUUCAGGGACGAAGAAAAGAGUGUGUCGAUCACACCAUCAUCAUCAUCAUCAUCCUCAGAACUAGAUCCUCUGCAGGUGCAGUUGCCGAGACCCGGCUCUCUCACGCUGGCCAUGUGUCAGCUGCUCAAUGAAAUCCAGGAGACCAAAAAAGGCGUGGUGACCCCACGUGAUCUCUUCACACAAGUGUGUAAAAAGGCAGCAAGAUUUAAAGGCUUCCAGCAGCAGGACAGUCAGGAACUCCUGCGCUACCUGUUGGACGGAAUGAGAGCCGAGGAGAACAUCAGACUAACUGCUGGAAUCUUGAAUGCGCUGAGAAGUUCAGGGAAAACCUCCGAGCCUGAGCAAAAGAAAUUGGUGAAAGAGUAUGAGAGCAACGGUGUGACGAAGAGUUUCGUGGAGCGUGUGUUUGGUGGAGAGUUGACCAGCACCGUGAUGUGUACGGAGUGUAAGACUGUUUCCGUGGUCACCGAGGUGUUUCUCGAUCUCUCACUACCUGUGGCUGAUGAGGCUUACAAGAAAAAGAAGGGUGGUGGUCAGCAGAAGAAGAGCGAAAACAUGGAAAGUCUGCAGAGUGUUCAGAUUCCCUUAACCAAUAAGAAUGAAGAUAUGCCGACGGGAGCCGGAAGCAAGUACCAGCAAAAGAAAGCCAAGAAGCAGGCGAAGAAGCAGGCUAAGACCCAGCGGCGCCAGCAAAAGCAAAGUGCAAAGUUCACGCACGAUUUGCUGACCAGUGAAGAUGCUUCUCCGGAAGUCCCACCUCUGAGCACAAACGAACAACAUAAAGCUGAAACUGAAAGUCCAGCAGAGGAGCCCAUUAGCCAGUCGGAGCCCACGGAACAGAAUCAGGAGACACCUGCUGAUGAAGAGAUGGAGGAUGAUGAAGAAGGAGCACAGAACUCCUCUAACAGAUUCAUCAGCCUAUCAGAAGAGGGAACCAGGAACCUGGAGGAAGAUGGGCACAAAGAGGUGGAGCUAACCAAAAGCAUGAGAACACUGUCAAUUUCUGAGGAUCAGCAGAGCGAAGAGGUGGAGUCAGAGGUGGAGUCAGAGAUGGAGUUGGGGGCCGAGACAGGUUUCGUGGUGGUGAAUGCGGACCCGAAGGCUGCCUUCUCAACUCUGUCCAGCAGGGUGGCUCUGAACAUCUCGGAGAGCUCAGUAGAGUCGAGCCUCCAUCAGUUCACACAGGUGGAGCAGCUGACACACACCAACAGCCUGCUGUGUGUGACCUGUAGCCGGAAAGCCUCACAGGGCGGUAAGAAGAAGGUGUACACUGAGGCAAUGAAGCAGAUGCUGAUCUCUUCCCCUCCUCCUGUACUCACUCUGCACCUGAAGAGGUUCCAGCAGGUGGGCUACAGUGUGUGUAAAGUCAACAGGCAUGUACAGUUUUCUCAGGUGCUGGAUCUCGGACCAUUCUGCUCUGCCAAAUGCAAGGGGGUGGAGGAAGGACAGACGCAGCUCCUCUACUCUCUCUACGGUAUUGUGGAGCACAGCGGCACCAUGCGCUCGGGUCAUUACACAGCAUUCGUUAAAGCCAGACCUUAUGCACAUGCUAAUGGUUUGGUAAACGGAGCAGCAGGUGACGAGAUGCCUCUGAAAGGCUCCUGGUUCCACAUCAGUGACAGCAGCGUGCAGCCUGUCACAGAGGCUCGAGUGCAGUCGUCCCAAGCCUACCUGCUCUUCUAUGAGAGGAUCUCUUAAGUCGACGUGAAAUAUCUCUCCACGCUCUCGUGAAAUACUACAUCAGAGAGAAAGGACAAGACCAUUCUUACAGAGCUGCUGCUUUCUAACGGGUCAAACGAUUUCUGUCAGAUCAUGACAACUGGCAGCCAUGAACAGGAAUUUACAUAGCUGUGCUGAUGAAUAAAGGAUUGCUCAGAUACAAAAAGGGGCUUUUUGUGUAAUUUGUUUCCUGUCAAAGGGAACUGAACAUGAAAUCACAAAUUUAUAAUUGGUUUCGGAAACCUGUAACUAACUACGCUCCAAACGUGAAUUAUUAGUCUCUUUGCUGUGUUUUUUUAACUGCACACUACCAUUAUGAAUUUACAUGCAUAGUUUUAACAGCUGAAAAUUUCUGAUUCUAACAGUUAAAGAUUUUGCGGUUUAUUGUUUUUUUUUUUUCUUAGCCCCAUCCCUUUUCAAUUACUCCUUAAAACAUUUUCAUUUUAAAAAAAUAUAAAUAAUGAAAGUUACAAAUCUGAUUAUGAAUUUGUGAUUUCAAAAAUGAUAAUAGUAGUAUUAUUAUUAUUGUGUUACAUCUAAUUCCUUUUGACAGGGAAUUCUCUAUAAUGCUGGGUUUUACCGCAUCUAUCAGUACUGCAGUAGUGCAAUGAGUGAGGAAAAGAAGAGUGAAAUAUCAAAUGUUAAAGAUAGAAGCAGGAAUACCUGACUUGCCUGAAUACAAUGAAUUUUUUUUUUACUGAAUAUUUAAUUUCCUGCAAUUUUGUAUGACAAAACUAAUUGAUUAAUAAAAGAUUAUCCAA
This is a messenger RNA of Hemibagrus wyckioides, 3437 nucleotides long. It is a transcript of the gene usp16, whose product is annotated as ubiquitin specific peptidase 16. Gene Ontology annotation, biological process: protein deubiquitination. The record is from RefSeq and is a predicted model, not a curated record. Gene Ontology annotation, cellular component: cytosol; nucleus. The coding region runs from base 250 to 2655 and encodes 801 amino acids. The transcript has 17 exons. Lineage: Eukaryota; Metazoa; Chordata; Actinopteri; Siluriformes; Bagridae. Gene Ontology annotation, molecular function: zinc ion binding; cysteine-type deubiquitinase activity; cysteine-type endopeptidase activity.